GUACUGCCAUCUCUCAGUAUGCUGUAAUGCCUGUAAGAAGGCUUUCUGUCUUAGUGGGUUUGUUGGUGGGCAUUAAGCCGUCCUAAGGAUUAUCAUCCCUCUGUCAUGCUGAACCGACCGGCUGUCCUUCGGAAAUAUGUUAACAUUAACAUUUCCUCUUUUCCGUGAGGACGAGCAGCGGGAAAACAAAGCGCUCUUCUUCCUCAACCGUUUCCGUCGUCAUGGAGACCCUCUCCGUGUACGGAAAUAGUGGUCCUGCUGAAGCUAGCAACUUUGUGAAAAAUCAAAUUAUCUAUUCAGUUGGCUCUGCGUUUGCGGCUAUCUGUUGCUCUUUGCGUGGCCUGGACUUGAUCUGGGCAGGUGGAGCGAAGUAAAGGAAAAAGGGAAAGAAGAGGAAGAGAAGGAAAUGACACUUUGUCUGUAUGAGUGUCUGAGAGCGGUCGGGCUACAGCAUCACUAUGCCAGGUUUACCUCAGUGGGUGUUUGUCGUACAGCCCACAUCUCGGUGCUCACCAUGGAGGACUACCCCCUGCUGGGGAUACACACAAUGGAGGACAGGACUCGGUUAUUUCAACUUGUCCAAUUUGUCAAAACUCUUGAUCUGGAGGGCCUUGGAUAUGAUGAUGAUGAUGAUUAUCACUAUAGUCAUGGUGGACGCGUCGAAGGCAGCACUAUAGUGGAUAGCAGCUUUUGUCAUGAUAGUGACAGCAUUUUUAAUGAUGAAGAUGGUAAUGGAGCUGCUGUCAAUAAUAUAAUUGCCAGCACUUUUGCCAGACCAUCACAUGUUCGCAGGCGACUUGAUUUCAGUAAUGAGACCAGUGAUCAUCAUCAGCGGUUGUCUCAUCCUGUUGUUCACGUUAACAUGAGGUAUGCCAGAUAUGAGGAGUCCAUUAGGAAAAAAGGAUCUGCUACCUCUGUGCAACAUCAAUAUAGGCCAAAACCCAAGCCUGCAAAUGUGACAUCAAACACAUUUAAUCACAAACCUUUGGGUCACAAAGACAGAAAAAGAACCACAAGGAAGAAAACUCUUUAUACAGAAAUGGACACUGAUGGAUGCAUGUGUAAGCCAACACCUGUUUAUGAAGCAAAGAGAACAGCUGGAUAUAACUAUGGACUACCAAUGAGUACUCCUCCUGCUCAGUGCAAACAAGCCAGGCAAGCAGAAGAGCAGCGGAUUAAGGUGUGUGUGAGGAAAAGACCACUGACAUGCACCGAGAGCCGACAAAGAGAGGCAGAUGUUGUGACAACUCCAGGUGGAGAGUGUGUGAUUGUCCAUGAAGUCAAGGAAGCCGUGGAUCUCUCACAAUACAUACUGCAGCACAAGUUCUACUUUGACCAAGUUUUUGGGGAGAAAAGCUCCAACGAAGAGGUUUAUCACCAAACAGCAUAUCCUCUGGUGCAGCACAUGCUCAAAGGAGGCAAAGUCACCUGCUUUGCAUACGGUCAAACAGGUGCAGGGAAGACUCACACCAUGCUGGGUUCACCUGCCAUUCCAGGACUAUAUGCUCUGGCAGUUCAGGACAUCUUUGCUCACCUGUCAGCCACACACUCAUACCAGCUGGUGUUUGUCAGCUUCUUCGAGAUCUACUGUGGUCAGCUGUAUGACCUCCUGGACCACAGAAAAAGGUUAUUUGCUAGGGAGGAUGGACAGAAAGUGGUUCACAUUUCAGGGCUGCGAGAUGUCAGAGUGGACUCAGUCAGCUCUCUGCUGGAGGUCAAGCAGGGCCGCAGGACAAAUUCAUCUACUUCAACACCAAAUAAAGUGUUUGAGGUUUGGAGCGUUAUGACUCAGGUGAUUUCUCAGGGUACAGCCGAGCGGACACAGGGGAUGAGUGGCGUGAAUCCACUCUCUUCUCGAUCCCACGCCUUGCUUCAGAUUCAGCUUAGAGAUUCAAACCAGCAGAUAGCUGGCAGAAUGUGGUUUGUGGAUCUGGCAGGAAGCGAAAGAGCAUCCGAUGCCAAAGAACCUGACAGGCAGAGCCGCAUGGAGGGAGCUGAGAUCAACCAGAGUCUGUUGGCUCUUAAAGAAUGUAUCCGGUCACUUGAUCAGGAACAAUCGCACACACCUUUUAGGCAGAGCAAACUGACUCAGGUUUUGAAAGAUUCAUUUGUCGGUGACUCAAUGACAUGCAUGAUUGCCAACAUUUCACCUGGUCACACAGCAACGGAGCACACACUUAAUACACUGAGAUAUGCAGACCGGGUAAAAGAGUUGAAAAGACAAGGAGGGCUGAGAGGAAGAAGAAGAAACAGAGGCAAGACAGCAGCCUCACCCAAUCAAAACCUGUUCAGCAGCACCACUGGUAGCACUGUUAGCAGUAGAGGGAAAAGUCCUCCAAAGAAGCCAAAGUUAACAAGACAAAGCGAUUCUUUUGGUCCCACAACUCCUACCACAAGGUCACCUGUGAGGAGUGCAUUUCUCUGCUCCACACCCAAGAACACCAAAUGUGGAGAGGAAGCAAAUGCGAGACGGAGGGGAGAGAUCAGACUUGAACAUAUUUCUCCAGUUAGAGGUUGGCUGAGAACAGGUGACAAAAGGCAUCAGAGAAAUGAAGCAGAUGAAUUAGGAGGGGGGAGAACAGGAAAUGACAGUUUAAAAACUAUGGAGAGACAGUCUGUUAGUCAGCAAAGCCCCAGGGCAGUGCUGGAGUCGGGACACCAGCAAAGCCCCAGGGCAGUGCUGGUGUCGGGACAACCAAAAGACAAGCGUGUAUGGAAGGUAUUCCUGAAGAUAUUUUGA
Messenger RNA from Pundamilia nyererei, 2740 nucleotides. Its product is annotated as kinesin-like protein KIF24. Lineage: Eukaryota; Metazoa; Chordata; Actinopteri; Cichliformes; Cichlidae. Gene Ontology annotation, biological process: microtubule depolymerization; microtubule-based movement. The transcript is spliced from 14 exons. The record is from RefSeq and is a predicted model, not a curated record. The coding region runs from base 407 to 2740 and encodes 777 amino acids. Gene Ontology annotation, molecular function: microtubule binding; ATP binding; microtubule motor activity. Gene Ontology annotation, cellular component: microtubule.